AUGACUCGAACGAUGCGACUUGAUGUCGGACUGGUGACCUGCUUGGCCGCCUUGUCCAGCGUCGCGGAUGCCUUCUGGCGACUUCCUUGCCGAGGACGAAGUGGUCUGGCUCGGAUGGAUCCAUUGAUGGACCCCGGAGAGCCGUCGAACCACGUCCAUGCGGUCCAUGGCGCAAGCGCCUUUUCGAUGUCCGUCAGCGAAAGCAGCCUCAAAGAAUCGAGCUGCACCUCUUGCGCAGUUACCCAGGACAAGUCGGCCUACUGGGCUCCCGCGCUGUACUUCCAGCACGAGAAUGGUGAUACUGAAAUUGUGGAGCAAGUGGGAGGCAUGCUUGCGUGA
Molecule: messenger RNA, 339 nt
Organism: Aspergillus melleus
Lineage: Eukaryota; Fungi; Ascomycota; Eurotiomycetes; Eurotiales; Aspergillaceae
Exons: 2
Coding region: 1-339 (112 amino acids)
Source: RefSeq, a predicted model, not a curated record